UCAGCUCAGGCGAGCGCGCACACACAUCAUCAUUCAGAGGUGCUGCGCGAGACCGGACACAACGCACUGCCGCUCCGCUGAUACUGGAUUAACAAACCUGAUUGUAGAAGAAGCACACAAGAAAGUGGGACAAAGUUAUGGAUGAAAGAAUACCGAGAAUGCAGGGCAGACAGUUCCUGGAUCACGCGGAUUUCUUGGGGGUUGAAUAUUCGUCUCUCUACAUGUGCAAAUCCAAAAGAGGAGUGAAGAGAGAGGAAGGAAAGGACGCGUAUAAGUUACCACACAGACUGAUCGAGAAAAAGAGGAGGGACCGAAUAAAUGAAUGUAUUGGGCAGCUGAAAGAUUUAUUACCGGAACAUCUGAAGCUUACGACGCUAGGUCACUUGGAAAAAGCGGUAGUUCUCGAGCUGACGCUGAAGCAUUUGAACGCUUUGACAGCUGUCACAGAGCAACAGCACCAGAAGAUCAUCGCUUUGCAGAACGGGGAGCGGUCGUUGAAGUCCUCCCUCCAGGCUGACUUAGAUGCGUUCCACUCAGGCUUUCAUGCAUGUGCCAAAGAAGUCCUGCAGUAUCUGAACAAGGUGGAGAACUGGACGGCGCGUGAGCAGAUGUGCACGCGACUCAUCAACCACUUACACAAAGUUUCCGCGCAGUUCCAGCCGGGCGCAGGGAUCCUGCAGCGGCCGUUGCCAGGCGACGACGCUCCAGAGCGGGAUGCGCAGAGAGAUACUCAAGCUAACUGCGUCCCUGUCAUCCAGAGGACUCAGAACCUUGAGCUUAACGAGAACGACACGGACACCGACAGCGGAUACGGAGGAGAGGCAGAGAAAGGUGAUGGCAAAUGCGAGAAAGUAUGUGACACGGCCAAAGGAGUUAAGAUCAAGCAGGAGUUCGGAGAUGAACGUGUCACCAAAAAAGCCAAAAUGAACUGGUCCACGAACGGCGGGUCAGAUUCCACCAAUACUCGGCCGGACGUGGCGUUAAUGAACUCUUUAAUGGGAAUGGCGGGUGUUGGUGGACAACAGACUCCCUUUUGCAUGCCGUUUUACUUCAUAAACCCGUCUGCAGCAGCAUCGUACAUGCCUUUGUUUGAUAAAAGUCACUUGGAGAAGUUGGUGUAUCCAGCAGCAGCAGCGGCGGCGCUGACCACCCCGUUCCCGUGGCUUUACCCCGGGAUUCCCACGCACGCCUCCGCUGCAGCCGCGGCUGCCGCUGCCAUCGCUUUCCCCAAUGCGCCCACCGAUAAAACCUCUGGAUUUAAUGCAGCAUCCUUAAAAGACGACGAGCCGCCGUCUCCUGAUGGUGACCUGUCCAACGAGGCCGACCUGGCCUCUCCUUUGUCUGGGGAUCAUCAUGGCUCAGAGAACGAUGCCAUUCAUCAGCCCCAAAGAAAUGAAAAUGAUGGUACAUAAAGCUGAUCUUUUGCCCUUUGAGUGCACACUAGUUUGCUUGUAAAAUUGCUAUUUAUCUGUUUAUCUUAAUUUAAUUGUCUUAUUGAGUAUUUACUAUAGUGUUUCUAUGGAUUUCCAAGCAAAGGCUGUUCAUUUAUUUGUUUUUUUAGCAUUAUUAUGAGGACUCAAAAUUUCAAAACAAAUUGGUUUAUCUUUUUUUAGGGGAGAUUGGGGGACAUUGUAACAGCCAGUGCCUUUUGCACUGAUUCCUUGAGAUAUUUGAAUGAAAAUCCAAUUGACGGCAACGUUUUUUUUUGUCUCGCCAUCCAAUGGUGUAUUAGUAUUGACCGAAAAUGUGUGAAAUCUCAGACUUUGCUCUGGGCUUUUUUUCGUUGUUGUAGUUGUCUUUUUUCAUUUUUGCUGAAGAAACUUAGUUUAGCGCAGUACGUAUUAAUCUUCUUUAAGCUAACGAACGGCGCUUAUCCUAGCGGAACGUUCCUUUCAAAGAUUUGGAAGUCGCAUAUUGGACUCUUGGAUGUAAUGUUUGAUAUUGACCUCAAGCAGGCUGGUGUGACUGCUGCAGUAUUUGUCAGAUAUAUAACUUUCUAUUAUAGUACGACUGGAUUUCAGUUGUAUUUUGCUCUUUUCAAAGUUCAGUGCUUGAAAGAGUUACCUACAUACCUCAACAUACCAUAGUGUUUGGGCCAGGACUCAUUUCUUAGAGAUGCUCCUCUGGUAGGGGUGGUGACGAAAUGUUUCGAGCUAUUUUUUAAUUGGACAACUGGUGUAAGCGACAACCCUCUGAUGUAAUAUUACAGCAGUCCCCGUCUCUCUCUCCCUCUCCCAAACAAUUAGUCUGAAUCUCUUGUGAAGGAAAUCAACACUCCAGAUCAGAAUGGCAGGUACAAUCACCUGUCAAUCAUCACUGAGAGUGCUUUGCCAACAAUCUGACAUCAUUGUCCUGUGUCACCUCUAGCAAAAAUGUACAAGGUAUAAUAGCACCUUAUGGAACUUUGAUAUUGAAUGUAAUCUGUGUUCUUUUGGUAGAUAUAAAAGUUUGUACUGUAUAUAUUCUGAUAAAAGCAGUUAUUUAAUCCAGAGGUAAAGUGCACUUUUUCUUGCCUUCUCAGUUUCCUAUAACACAAUCCUCACUCUUCGUUUUUAAGCCAAUGCCCUUUGAACUCAAACUAUGAUAUGUUUUUCUUAAGGAAAUCUUCUUAAAUACAAGGCAAGUGUUGGAAUAUAUGUAUCUAUAAAUGUAUGACAUCAUAAUACUCUUGAGCUGGUAUAUUCAAACAUGUGAGCUGGCUCAUUUUAGUCUGAGACAGAUGUUGAAAAGUAUGUAAGGUAAAACCUUUAAAGAGAUGUGAUUAUAUCAAAAGUGUUUUGCCUUUUCUGAAAUAUUGUCACUAUUCAUGACCUCAAAGCUAAAUGCGUUUGGGUCAUGCUGUGUAUUGUACAAAUGUUGUGGAGCACUGUAAAACAUGACAUGAAUAAACAUGUAAACGGACCUUUUAGAUUGGAUAGAUCUUAACAAUAAGGAGGUCAUGGAGGUUUUAUUGAAUGUGUUUAUUUUUUAGACCUGGGUUUAUGAAUGCAUAGGAAUAGUGAUGUACCAGCUGCCAUUUAUUUCUGUAUUGUAACACAUUUCAUAGGCCCUAUAGUGUCUUUGCCUCAACUGUCAUUUGCCUAAAAAGUGGCAUGUGGAUGUAUAUAGUUUGUGAAUAUGCUGUAUGUUUAAUGUUCAUGUUGUAGAAGAAAUCUAUGGGUUUUUUUAAAGGAUAAACUGAGCGACUGCUGCACAUUUCCUUAAUGCUUUACACAUUUGCUGUUUGAAAUUAUGCAGCUCAGUUGUCAAAUAAACAUAAGCUCAUGUGAACAAAAUGCUAUCACCCCCCUCAUUCAUUUCAGCACCCAAAUGCACAUGAUAGUUAUACAGUACACAGUAAAACACUUGAACAGACUGACAGAAUCAUUCUGACUUCAUUACAGGUCAAAGUACGCAUGUGACACUCAGUCCAUUAGAGUGUUAUCUUCAGUGUGAACCGCCCAGAAACAACCACUUACCUUCAGCUGACAUGUAAACAGGUUUUAUGCAUAAUGAACUAUUAACAAAGGCAGCUAGGAAAAAUAAAAAACAGUUACUCCAAGGAGUCAUCCAUAACAUUUGGAUCAAUAAAUAUUUAUAAGAAGUAUCCUGUGAUUAAUUAAACUGUGGUGAUUUAUUAUUUAUUUAAUGUCAUUAAUCAAAAUGACAAUAAAAUUAAGACUUGAUAGGGCAAAAAAAAAA
Messenger RNA from Onychostoma macrolepis, 3681 nucleotides. It is a transcript of the gene bhlhe41, whose product is annotated as basic helix-loop-helix family, member e41. The record is from RefSeq and is a predicted model, not a curated record. Bases 138 to 1412 code for a protein of 424 amino acids. The transcript has 5 exons. Lineage: Eukaryota; Metazoa; Chordata; Actinopteri; Cypriniformes; Cyprinidae. Gene Ontology annotation, cellular component: nucleus. Gene Ontology annotation, biological process: regulation of transcription by RNA polymerase II; circadian regulation of gene expression; regulation of neurogenesis. Gene Ontology annotation, molecular function: DNA-binding transcription factor activity, RNA polymerase II-specific; protein dimerization activity; RNA polymerase II cis-regulatory region sequence-specific DNA binding.